AUGGAGCUCCCAUUCCCAUGGAGCUCCCACUCCCAUGGAGCUCCCACUCCCAUGGAGCUCCCACUCCCAUGGAGCUCCCACUCCCAUGGAGCUCCCACUCCCAUGGAGCUCCCACUCCCAUGGUGCUCCCACUCCCAUGGAGCUCCCACUCCCAUGGUGCUCCCACUCACUCACACCUGCACUGUGGGUGAGAGCCAUCACUGCAACCGCGCCACUCUCUGCCACUCACGCCACUCUCUGUCUCUCACGCCACUCUCUGUCACUCACGCCACUCUCUGUCACUCACGCCACUCUCUGUCACUCACGCCACUCUCUGUCACUCAUGCCACUCUCUGUCACUCACGCCACUCUCUGUCACUCACGCCACUCUCUGUCACUCAAGCCACUCUCUGUCACUCACGCCACUCUCUGUCACUCACGCCACUCUCUGUCACUCACGACACUCUCUGUCACUCACGCCACUCUCUGUCCCUCACGCCACUCUCUGUCACUCACGCCACUCUCUGUCUCUCACGCCACUCUCUGUCACUUACGCCACUCUCUGUCACUCAUGCCACUCUCUGUCACUCACGCCACUCUCUGUCUCUCACACCACUCUCUGUCACUCACGCCACUCUCUGUCACUCACGCCACUCUCUGUCACUCACGCCACACUCUGUCACUCACGCCACUCUCUGUCACUCACGCCACUCUCUGUCACUCACGCCACUCUCUGUCCCUCACGCCACUCUCUGUCACUCACGCCACUCUCUGUCUCUCACGCCACUCUCUGUCACUUACGCCACUCUCUGUCACUCAUGCCACUCUCUGUCACUCACGCCACUCUCUGUCUCUCACACCACUCUCUGUCACUCACGCCACUCUCUGUCACUCACGCCACUCUCUGUCACUCACGCCACACUCUGUCACUCACGCCACUCUCUGUCACUCACGCCACUCUCUGUCACUCACGCCACUCUCUGUCACUCACGCCACUCUCUGUCUCUCACACCACUCUCUGUCACUCACGCCACUCUCUGUCACUCACGCCACUCUCUGUCUCUCACGCCACUCUCUGUCACUCACGCCACUCUCUGUCACUCACGCCACUCUCUGUCACUCACGCCACUCUCUGUCACUCACGCCACUCUCUGUCCCUCACGCCACACUCUGUCACUCACGCCACUCUCUGUCUCUCACGCCACUCUCUGUCACUUACGCCACUCUCUGUCACUCACGCCACUCUCUGUCACUCACGCCACUCUCUGUCUCUCACACCACUCUCUGUCACUCACGCCACUCUCUGUCACUCACGCCACUCUCUGUCACUCACGCCACACUCUGUCACUCACGCCACUCUCUGUCACUCACGCCACACUCUGUCACUCACGCCACUCUCUGUCACUCACGCCACUCUCUGUCUCUCACACCACUCUCUGUCACUCACGCCACUCUCUGUCACUCACGCCACUCGCUGUCACUCACGCCACACUCUGUCACUCACGCCACACUCUGUCACUCACGCCACUCUCUGUCACUCACGCCACUCUCUGUCUCUCACGCCACUCUCUGUCACUUACGCCACUCUCUGUCACUCACGCCACUCUCUGUCACUCACGCACUCUCUGUCUCUCACACCACUCUCUGUCACUCACGCCACUCUCUGUCACUCACGCCACUCUCUGUCACUCACGCCACACUCUGUCACUCAUGCCACUCUCCGUCACUCACGCCACACUCUGUCACUCACGCCACACUCUGUCACUCACGCCACUCUCUGUCACUCACGCCACUCUCUGUCUCUCACGCCACUCUCUGUCACUUACGCCACUCUCUGUCACUCACGCCACUCUCUGUCACUCACGCCACUCUCUGUUUCUCACACCACUCUCUGUCACUCACGCCACUCUCUGUCACUCACGCCACUCUCUGUCACUCACGCCACACUCUGUCACUCAUGCCACUCUCUGUCACUCACGCCACACUCUGUCACUCACGCCACUCUCUGUCACACACGCCACUCUCUGUCACUCACGCCACUCUCUGUCACUCAUGCCACUCUCUGUCACUCACGCCACUCUCUGUCACUCACGCCACUCUCUGUCACUCACGCACUCUCUGUCACUCAAGCCACUCUCUGUCACUCACGCCACUCUCUGUCACUUACGCCACUCUCUGUCACUCAUGCCACUCUCUGUCACUCACGCCACUCUCUGUCUCUCACACCACUCUCUGUCACUCACACCACUCUCUGUCACUCACGCCACUCUCUGUCACUCACGCCACACUCUGUCACUCACGCCACUCUCUGUCACUCACGCCACUCUCUCUCACUCACGCCACUCUCUGUCACUCACGCCACUCUCUGUCUCUCACACCACUCUCUGUCACUCACGCCACUCUCUGUCACUCACGCCACUCUCUGUCUCUCACGCCACUCUCUGUCACUCACGCCACUCUCUGUCACUCACGCCACUCUCUGUCACUCACGCCACUCUCUGUCACUCACGCCACUCUCUGUCACUCACGCCUCUCUCUGUCACUCACGCCACUCUCUGUCACUCACGCCACUCUCUGUCUCUCACACCACUCUCUGUCACUCACGCCACUCUCUGUCACUCACGCCACUCUCUGUCUCUCACGCCACUCUCUGUCACUCACGCCACUCUCUGUCACUCACGCCACUCUCUGUCACUCACGCCACUCUCUGUCACUCACGCCACACUCUGUCACUCAUGCCACUCUCCGUCACUCACGCCACACUCUGUCACUCACGCCACACUCUGUCACUCACGCCACUCUCUGUCACUCACGCCACUCUCUGUCUCUCACGCCACUCUCUGUCACUUACGCCACUCUCUGUCACUCACGCCACUCUCUGUCACUCACGCCACUCUCUGUCUCUCACACCACUCUCUGUCACUCACGCCACUCUCUGUCACUCACGCCACUCUCUGUCACUCACGCCACACUCUGUCACUCAUGCCACUCUCUGUCACUCACGCCACACUCUGUCACUCACGCCACUCUCUGUCACUCACGCCACUCUCUGUCACUCACGCCACUCUCUGUCACUUACGCCACUCUCUGUCACUCAUGCCACUCUCUGUCACUCACGCCACUCUCUGUCUCUCACACCACUCUCUGUCACUCACGCCACUCUCUGUCACUCACGCCACUCUCUGUCACUCACGCCACACUCUGUCACUCACGCCACUCUCUGUCACUCACGCCACACUCUGUCACUCACGCCACUCUCUGUCACUCACGCCACUCUCUGUCUCUCACACCACUCUCUGUCACUCACGCCACUCGCUGUCACUCACGCCACUCGCUGUCACUCACGCCACACUCUGUCACUCACGCCACACUCUGUCACUCACGCCACUCUCUGUCACUCACGCCACUCUCUGUCUCUCACGCCACUCUCUGUCACUUACGCCACUCUCUGUCACUCACGCCACUCUCUGUCACUCACGCACUCUCUGUCUCUCACGCCACUCUCUGUCACUCACGCCACUCUCUGUCACUCACGCCACACUCUGUCACUCACGCCACUCUCCGUCACUCACGCCACACUCUGUCACUCACGCCACACUCUGUCACUCACGCCACUCUCUGUCACUCACGCCACUCUCUGUCUCUCACGCCACUCUCUGUCACUUACGCCACUCUCUGUCACUCACGCCACUCUCUGUCACUCACGCCACUCUCUGUCUCUCACACCACUCUCUGUCACUCACGCCGCUCUCUGUCACUCACGCCACUCUCUGUCACUCACGCCACACUCUGUCACUCAUGCCACUCUCUGUCACUCACGCCACACUCUGUCACUCACGCCACUCUCUGUCACUCACGCCACUCUCUGUCACUCACGCCACUCUCUGUCACUCAUGCCACUCUCUGUCACUCACGCCACUCUCUGUCACUCACGCCACUCUCUGUCACUCACGCCACUCUCUGUCACUCAAGCCACUCUCUGUCACUCACGCCACUCUCUGUCACUUACGCCACUCUCUGUCACUCAUGCCACUCUCUGUCACUCACGCCACUCUCUGUCACUCAAGCCACUCUCUGUCACUCACGCCACUCUCUGUCACUUACGCCACUCUCUGUCACUCAUGCCACUCUCUGUCACUCACGCCACUCUCUGUCUCUCACACCACUCUCUGUCACUCACGCCACUCUCUGUCACUCACGCCACUCUCUGUCACUCACGCCACACUCUGUCACUCACGCCACUCUCUGUCACUCACGCCACUCUCUGUCACUCACGCCACUCUCUGUCACUCACGCCACUCUCUGUCUCUCACACCACUCUCUGUCACUCACGCCACUCUCUGUCACUCACGCCACUCUCUGUCACUUACGCCACUCUCUGUCACUCACGCCACUCUCUGUCACUCACGCCACUCUCUGUUUCUCACACCACUCUCUGUCACUCACGCCACUCUCUGUCACUCACGCCACUCUCUGUCACUCACGCCACACUCUGUCACUCAUGCCACUCUCUGUCACUCACGCCACACUCUGUCACUCACGCCACUCUCUGUCACACACGCCACUCUCUGUCACUCACGCCACUCUCUGUCACUCAUGCCACUCUCUGUCACUCACGCCACUCUCUGUCACUCACGCCACUCUCUGUCACUCACGCACUCUCUGUCACUCAAGCCACUCUCUGUCACUCACGCCACUCUCUGUCACUUACGCCACUCUCUGUCACUCAUGCCACUCUCUGUCACUCACGCCACUCUCUGUCUCUCACACCACUCUCUGUCACUCACACCACUCUCUGUCACUCACGCCACUCUCUGUCACUCACGCCACACUCUGUCACUCACGCCACUCUCUGUCACUCACGCCACUCUCUCUCACUCACGCCACUCUCUGUCACUCACGCCACUCUCUGUCUCUCACACCACUCUCUGUCACUCACGCCACUCUCUGUCACUCACGCCACUCUCUGUCUCUCACGCCACUCUCUGUCACUCACGCCACUCUCUGUCACUCACGCCACUCUCUGUCACUCACGCCACUCUCUGUCACUCACGCCACUCUCUGUCACUCACGCCUCUCUCUGUCACUCACGCCACUCUCUGUCACUCACGCCACUCUCUGUCUCUCACACCACUCUCUGUCACUCACGCCACUCUCUGUCACUCACGCCACUCUCUGUCUCUCACGCCACUCUCUGUCACUCACGCCACUCUCUGUCACUCACGCCACUCUCUGUCACUCACGCCACUCUCUGUCACUCACGCCACACUCUGUCACUCAUGCCACUCUCCGUCACUCACGCCACACUCUGUCACUCACGCCACACUCUGUCACUCACGCCACUCUCUGUCACUCACGCCACUCUCUGUCUCUCACGCCACUCUCUGUCACUUACGCCACUCUCUGUCACUCACGCCACUCUCUGUCACUCACGCCACUCUCUGUCUCUCACACCACUCUCUGUCACUCACGCCACUCUCUGUCACUCACGCCACUCUCUGUCACUCACGCCACACUCUGUCACUCAUGCCACUCUCUGUCACUCACGCCACACUCUGUCACUCACGCCACUCUCUGUCACUCACGCCACUCUCUGUCACUCACGCCACUCUCUGUCACUUACGCCACUCUCUGUCACUCAUGCCACUCUCUGUCACUCACGCCACUCUCUGUCUCUCACACCACUCUCUGUCACUCACGCCACUCUCUGUCACUCACGCCACUCUCUGUCACUCACGCCACACUCUGUCACUCACGCCACUCUCUGUCACUCACGCCACACUCUGUCACUCACGCCACUCUCUGUCACUCACGCCACUCUCUGUCUCUCACACCACUCUCUGUCACUCACGCCACUCGCUGUCACUCACGCCACUCGCUGUCACUCACGCCACACUCUGUCACUCACGCCACACUCUGUCACUCACGCCACUCUCUGUCACUCACGCCACUCUCUGUCUCUCACGCCACUCUCUGUCACUUACGCCACUCUCUGUCACUCACGCCACUCUCUGUCACUCACGCACUCUCUGUCUCUCACGCCACUCUCUGUCACUCACGCCACUCUCUGUCACUCACGCCACACUCUGUCACUCACGCCACUCUCCGUCACUCACGCCACACUCUGUCACUCACGCCACACUCUGUCACUCACGCCACUCUCUGUCACUCACGCCACUCUCUGUCUCUCACGCCACUCUCUGUCACUUACGCCACUCUCUGUCACUCACGCCACUCUCUGUCACUCACGCCACUCUCUGUCUCUCACACCACUCUCUGUCACUCACGCCGCUCUCUGUCACUCACGCCACUCUCUGUCACUCACGCCACACUCUGUCACUCAUGCCACUCUCUGUCACUCACGCCACACUCUGUCACUCACGCCACUCUCUGUCACUCACGCCACUCUCUGUCACUCACGCCACUCUCUGUCACUCAUGCCACUCUCUGUCACUCACGCCACUCUCUGUCACUCACGCCACUCUCUGUCACUCACGCCACUCUCUGUCACUCAAGCCACUCUCUGUCACUCACGCCACUCUCUGUCACUUACGCCACUCUCUGUCACUCAUGCCACUCUCUGUCACUCACGCCACUCUCUGUCACUCAAGCCACUCUCUGUCACUCACGCCACUCUCUGUCACUUACGCCACUCUCUGUCACUCAUGCCACUCUCUGUCACUCACGCCACUCUCUGUCUCUCACACCACUCUCUGUCACUCACGCCACUCUCUGUCACUCACGCCACUCUCUGUCACUCACGCCACACUCUGUCACUCACGCCACUCUCUGUCACUCACGCCACUCUCUGUCACUCACGCCACUCUCUGUCACUCACGCCACUCUCUGUCUCUCACACCACUCUCUGUCACUCACGCCACUCUCUGUCACUCACGCCACUCUCUGUCUCUCACGCCACUCUCUGUCACUCACGCCACUCUCUGUCACUCACGCCACUCUCUGUCACUCACGCCACUCUCUGUCACUCACGCCGCUCUCUGUCACUCACGCCACUCUCUGUCACUCAUGCCACUCUCUGUCACUCACGCCACUCUCUGUCUCUCACACCACUCUCUGUCACUCACGCCACUCUCUGUCACUCACGCCACUCUCUGUCACUCACGCCACUCUCUGUCACUCAAGCCACUCUCUGUCACUCACGCCACUCUCUGUCACUUACGCCACUCUCUGUCACUCACGCCACUCUCUGUCACUCACGCCACUCUCUGUCACUCACGCCACUCUCUAUCACUCACGCCACUCUCUAUCACUCACGCCACUCUCUGUCACUCACGCCACACUCUGUCACUCACGCCACUCUCUGUCACUCACGCCACUCUCUGUCACUCAAGCCACUCUCUGUCACUCACGCCACUCUCUGUCACUUACGCCACUCUCUGUCACUCAUGCCACUCUCUGUCACUCACGCCACUCUCUGUCACUCACGCCACUCUCUGUCACUCACGCCACUCUCUGUCACUCACGCCACUCUCUGUCUCUCACACCACUCUCUGUCACUCACGCCACUCUCUGUCACUCACGCCACUCUCUGUCACUCACGCCACUCUCUGUCACUCACGCCACUCUCUGUCACUCACGCCACUCUCUGUCACUCACGCCACUCUCUGUCACUCACGCCACUCUCUGCCACUCAUGGGGCGGCGACAAGGAUCAUUGAAGCUGCACAUGGCAUGCGUUGACCCGCACAUGGCAUGCAUUGACCCGCACAUGGCAUGCGUUGACCCGCACAUGGCAUGCGUUGACCCGCACAUGGCAUGCGUUGACCCGCACAUGGCAUGCGUUGACCCGCACAUGGCAUGCGUUGACCCGCACAUGGCACGCGUUGACCUGCACAUGGCAUGCGUUGACCCGCACAUGGCAUGCAUUGACCCGCACAAGACAUGCAUUGAGGAUGCAUAA
Messenger RNA from Closterium sp. Naga37s-1, 7899 nucleotides. NCBI's taxonomy places the organism in Eukaryota, Viridiplantae, Streptophyta, Zygnematophyceae, Desmidiales, Closteriaceae. The record is from the annotation of a GenBank genome assembly.